UGGCCCAACACAGCACUAAUGACUAGCUCCCUUUUUUGUAUUCCUCUCCCACUUUUCACUGCCUCUUUCUUUGCCACAGAUUCUGUCAUCGGCCUCCUCCCUCCCUCGCUACCUCCCUCCCUCCCUCCGUAUCGCUCGGCCAUGCCCCAACUUUGCACUACAGAAAACAAAUUACUCUCUCUAUCUCUGGGAACGUGCACUGCAGACUAAGUUGUGUCAGAGUGUGGGAGCCUGUGGAACGUGCUGCAUUAGAAUGAGAAGGGAGAGCAGGUUAAUCCAGUGGAUCUGGUGGAUUGUGGUUGUGACAGCUUUGUUUUUACUGGGCUUCAUCAUAGGCUGGUUUGCAAAGCCAACAAAUCCAAACAAUGCAAACCACAGUGCAUCCAACAAGUACCUCAGAGAGUUUCUGGAUGACAUGAAGCCAGAAAACAUCCGAGAGCAUCUCAGGAAAUUUACACGACUUCCCCACCUGGCUGGCACAGAGCAGAACCUGAGGUAUGCAGAGCAGAUCAAGAAAGAGUGGCUCGAGUUUGGACUGGACUCCGUGGAGAUGGUGCCCUAUGACGUCCUGUUGUCCUAUCCCAACAAAUCACAGCCAAAUUACAUCUCAAUAUUAGAUCAGCUUGGCAACGAGGUUUUCAAAACGUCCUUGGCUGAGCCGGUUCCAGAGGGGUAUGAAGACGUUUCUGACAUUGUGCCUCCAUACAGCGCCUUCUCUGCCAAGGGACAACCUGAGGGGGAGUUGGUUUAUGUGAACUAUGGUCGCACAGAAGACUUUUUCCAGUUAGAGAGGGAGAUGGGCAUCAAUGCUACUGGGAAGAUUGUUAUUGUCCGAUAUGGCAAAAUAUUUAGAGGCAAUAAGGUGAAGAACGCUGUGUUAGCCGGAGCUAAGGGGAUCAUCAUGUUUUCAGACCCAGCAGACUACUGGGCUGCCGGAGUCCAGCCCUACCCUGAAGGCUGGAACCUGCCUGGUGGAGGAGCUCAGAGAGGAAAUGUUCUCAACCUGAAUGGAGCAGGAGACCCGCUAACACCAGGGUACCCUGCUAAAGAAUAUACCUACAGAUUCAGUCUAGAGGAUGGAGUGGGACUUCCCAAGAUCCCUGUGCAUCCAAUAGGCUUCCAUGAUGCAAUACACCUACUGAAGAACAUGGGAGGACAGACUCCCCCCAACAACUGGAAAGGAGCUCUGAAUGUCUCCUACAAGAUCGGUCCCGGAUUUACGGAGGGGUCAAAGAUCCAGAAGGUGCGUAUGAACAUCCACACUAACAACCAGGUAACCAGGAUCUACAACGUCAUUGGCCGGAUAAGAGGAGCUCUGGAGCCAGACAGGUAUGUGAUUCUGGGAGGGCACCGGGAUGCUUGGGUGUUUGGAGGAAUUGAUCCCAUGUCUGGUGCUGCGGUGGUUCACGAAACUGUGAGGAGCGCCGGAAGGCAGCUAAGCAAAGGCUGGAGGCCUAGAAGGACUGUCAUAUUUGCCAGCUGGGAUGCAGAGGAGUUCGGACUGCUGGGAUCUACAGAAUGGGCAGAGGACAACGCCAAAGUGCUGCAGGAAAGAGCUGUUGCCUAUAUCAACGCUGACUCUGCCAUUGAGGGUAUGUACACACUGAGGGUUGACUGCACACCGUCGCUGCACACUUUGGUGUACGAUCUCACCAAACAGAUCGUCAGCCCAGAAGAAGGAGAGGAGGGAGUUUCUCUUUAUGAGAGUUGGCAUAAGAAGGACAACUGGACGAAUGAUCGUGAUGCACCAAGAAUCAGUAAACUUGGGUCAGGCAGCGACUUCGAGGCCUACUUUAUUCGGCUGGGAAUCGCCGCAGGCAGAGCAAGAUACACCAAGAAUAAGAAAACAGAGCGGUACAGCAGCUAUCCAGUCUAUCACAGUGUUUAUGAAACAUUUGAGAUAGUGGAGAAGUACUACGACCCCUCCUUUAAGAGGCUGCGGGCUGUGGCCCAGGUGAGAGGUGGGCUUAUCUUCCUGUUGGCUGAUUCCCAGCUCCUCCCGCUGGAUGUAAUCCAGUAUGCCGACUCGCUGAGGAAGUAUGCUCACAGCAUCGCACAACUGGCACAGAGGCACCCAGAGGAAAUGAGGAUAUAUGAGGUGUCGUUUGAUUCCUUGUUUUCUGCUGUGGAGAACUUCACUGUUACAGCCAGCGACUUUCAUCAGCGCCUGCAGACCCUCAAUAGAGCAGAUCCUCUGCAGGUACGUGUCAUGAAUGAUCAACUCAUGUAUCUGGAGCGAGCCUUCAUUGACCCCCUGGGAUUACCCGGCAGACCGUUUUACCGACAUGUGAUCUUUGCUCCCAGCAGCCAUAAUAAAUACGCAGGUGAGUCUUUCCCCGGGAUCUACGAUGCAUUGUUUGAUAUCGAGAACUCAGCUGACCCGCAGGAGUCCUGGGAGGAAGUCAAGCGUCAAAUCAGCAUUGCGGCAUUCACCGUUCACGCUGCUGCCAUGACCCUAACACCACCUGCAUGAAGCACACAUAGCCUGACUGAGAAAUCUUUAAAAUUAUGUUGUAAAACCAGAAGAGAACAACACAUCGCCUGCAACACACACAAAGCAUUGACAAGCGCUGUUUUCUGAUCGUCCAAAGCUCAGUAAUACGAUGACUUUUUUGUGUGUUUUUCGAAGUGUCCUUACUGGAGCAUAACUUACACACCUGUCAUUUAACUCUUAGUGUUUUAUUUGUUUUACGCUGCUACAGAAUAGUAAUACUUUAUGAUUUGUUGAUGUUGUUGUUUGAUGUUGAUUGUUUGUUGAUGAUAUUAUUUAGCUUUAAGACAGCCAAAUAAAUCAAUCCUUCCUUUAUUUGUAACAAAAGACAACCGAUAUCUCCUGCAUGAAAUGACUCUAGGAAAAAAAAAUGUGGAACAUGACAGGGAUGGCACUGAGUUUUAUAUACGUGUUUACCGCUCUUUUUUUAAUAAAUGACUGUCUUUAGGCUCCUUAAAGAAA
Molecule: messenger RNA, 2953 nt
Organism: Labrus bergylta (ballan wrasse)
Lineage: Eukaryota; Metazoa; Chordata; Actinopteri; Labriformes; Labridae
Gene: naalad2
Product: N-acetylated alpha-linked acidic dipeptidase 2
Molecular function (GO): carboxypeptidase activity
Source: RefSeq, a predicted model, not a curated record